This is a messenger RNA of Sphaeroforma arctica JP610, 1127 nucleotides long. RefSeq lists its product as hypothetical. The transcript is spliced from 8 exons. The record is from RefSeq and is a predicted model, not a curated record. The coding region runs from base 1 to 912 and encodes 303 amino acids. NCBI's taxonomy places the organism in Eukaryota, Ichthyosporea, Ichthyophonida.
AUGUGUACGUGUAUACGCGAUCUUAUUAAAACCUUACAGACGCACUACCCACUUUCUGGUGUACCACUGUUUUCCAUGGUCGGUAGUGGACUUGUCACCCUCCUCAUGAACAUCUACGCCAGAUGGAUGAUGCCUGGUGAUAUCGGGUGGAGGCUAUCCUUCGUCGCUUCCGAGAUGCUCUGCGUCAAUGGAUUGGCAAAGGCUUAUCUUAAAGGCCCACGUCCCUACUGGAUGGAUGACAAGAUCAAAACUCUAGACCCAACAUUGGAGACGUCGUAUGGGUUCCCAAGUGGCCAUGUGAUGGGAUUAUACGUGGUUUGGGGUAUUCUAGCUUGGCAUGUUGGUGGAGUAUUCACUUUCACAUUAUGGGCCGUGAUGACUAUCUUAGUAGCCUACUCUAGGGUGUACACAGGUGCCCACUUUCUGCAUGACGUAGUCGGCGGCUGUAUUUUAGGCACCGUCUUGCUGGCGACGGAUAUCCUGAAUGAACAUUAUGUUUUGAAGUCCGGCCAACGUGGAUCGUUCAUUGAGGCAACAAUACUCAUCACCUGGGCCCUAGUCGCAUUCACGGGAGUGAUCAAACUAGCAGCCGACAUCAACGGACGAGUGAAAUUGGCCAUGGUAUACGAAGGCGUCAGCGGGGCUGGAUUCUCACUCGGUCUCGCUGUCAGUCACCUGUUAGAGGCCUUCAAUCCACUGGACUGUGUGGAAAACCCUCCAAUGCCUCUGCAUCUAUGUCUAGUGGGGCUGAUUACAGUGGUUGCGUUAGAUAAGGCUGGGAAGCAAUUGACCGAGUACGAGGACGGUACACGGGAUAUGACCAGUCUAGCCUUGCAGGCGUUGGUUUAUGCUGCUUUAAUGGUCUGGAGUACAUACCUUUGGCCCCGCUUGGUAUUCCAGUGCUCGGUUUAGGAGAAGGGAGCACGCCGAGAAAUGCUGCACUCUGGCAGUCGUGAGUAUGCACUAUGCAGACCAACCUCUACGAGUAAAACUAAAUAAGGAACACAACUAAAUAAUAAAUUAAACAACUAGCGACUUUACUAUAUGAAAAUAAAAGUAGACUAUGAUUGGUUUUUCCCCGUCAUAUCUCCACAGUAGGUAUAAGCGCAAAUAAAGUUUGCGAAUCG